Molecule: messenger RNA, 326 nt
Organism: Thlaspi arvense
Lineage: Eukaryota; Viridiplantae; Streptophyta; Magnoliopsida; Brassicales; Brassicaceae
Source: the annotation of a GenBank genome assembly
AUGAGUUCAGUACAUGUUGCUUCAGCUCUUCUCUUGUUUCUUCUCUUGCAUCUUUCUGAUUCUCGUCACCUAGACAAUGUUCAAAUAACAGAUUCUCGGUUUUCACUUGACAAGGAUCAAAAUGUUGUCUCUGGUUUGACAUCUAAAGAACCGGUUAGAGUUUCUCGGUUUGUACCGGGGGCAAAGAAGAACCGCCACCGUCGGUCGCCGCUCUUAUUCGCAGAUUAUCCGAAGCCGUCUACUCGUCCUCCACGUCAUAACUGAAAACCUCUCUCUUUAGUUUUUUCAAUCUUUAGAAGUUUCUUUGUAUGCGAGAGAGUAAAUAG